This is a messenger RNA of Cotesia congregata, 2162 nucleotides long. NCBI's taxonomy places the organism in Eukaryota, Metazoa, Arthropoda, Insecta, Hymenoptera, Braconidae. The record is from the annotation of a GenBank genome assembly.
UAAAAAACAGUGUCAUGGCUCUGGUGAUGCUGCCCUGUGAUUUGCCCUGGUGGCCGGCGGUUGUUAAACAGCUGGACAAAGCUGCUCUGGCCAGAAAUUCCCAAGAUUUAAUUGGAGCCAUGCAGAGGAUUCAUGAUAUGUGCAACAUAAGUCUGGACCCGGACGAAGAUGAACAAGACCCCGAUCUCUUUGUCGGGUUUGCCAAGUUUAUUGAUGAGGAUCUAGGGCCAGGGGAACGAGAACAAAUGUUCGUAAAGACAAUACCUAAGAUUGUAGAGAGAGCCAAAGCUUUGAGGAAUACCAAACCGCCUCAGGGGCUUUAUUUUAGUUUGCAGCAACAAGGAGACCAUGUGGAGUAUAGUUAUGGAUUUGCUUCUUCACUAGUAGCCAAUGCCUUUUUUUCGACGUAUCCUAAGCGCACAGUUAAAACGCAUCCGACAUUAGGAGAUUUUAAUUUCACUAAUUUCUUCAAGUAUCUUCAUUUAAAUAGUCAAAAAAUAAAAUUACAAAGCAUACUCCAAUAUUUCGAGUUUUUAGAAACCGAUGGAGCGUUGGAAGGCCGGAUGCUCGUGUCCAGGCAGGUGAUGACGUCCAAACAAUGGCUGACUAUUGAAGAUUGGCUUGAAAGCAACGUGCCAUUGUGUCCCUUGACAAUUCGGCAUGUCGGUCGGUUAGAACGAGUCGAUACUGACGCUAAAGUUCUGCAUGUCUGCUUCGCGAGCUCUAGAUUCGGCGAGGGUGUACUUGAAGACGCUAUUAGCCAAGAAACUGUACAUAUAGCAACUCAUCCAGAAAUGCUUGCUGUGAUAUUGUCCGUGGAGGCCUUAGAAGACAACGAAGUGUUGAUAGUCGAUGGUGCGCGACAUGUAUCCCGAAUAAAUAAUCCCAAGCAAAAGGCAACAUUUGAGAGCAUACCUAAUCCAAAUCCCGUUACCGUUUGCUGUAUGGACGCCGAUAAUUAUUCACUUAAGCCACUUGAACAGUUUGAAGAAGACAAUAUACUUCGUGAGAUGAAUAAAUCACUGCUGGGAUUUCGUCAAAGACAUUUGCCGGCAAGUCCCACGGAAACGGUCAGCCUGGACGGUGCUGCUUGCCCCGACGGAGUGAAAAGAGGAGGUUCUAGAGGAUUUGUAUUACGAGAUGAGACUGUCGAUGAAGAUUUUUUAAAAGCAUCUUUGGAAGCUGAACAAAAAUGGCUCGGAAAGUUUAAAUAUACUCAACAGCCAGUUUUACAAAGAAAAGACACUAACAACAGUAGCAAAUACAGUUUUAGUACUGAAUAUAGUUCUGAUUUUUGCUCAGAAUUGGAAGAAGUCUACGAGCAAUUGUCAAAGUGGUUGGAUGAUCCAAUAGCAUCAGAUGAAAACCACGAGUUGGAAGCAAGAGACCGUGCAGUGAUUCAAUUUGCGGGUUCUCUAUUGCGAAGAGCUUUGAGUGAAUCAUUCGCAGGUGUUCCUGUCCAGGAAGGCGAGCCCCAACUUAUCAUAGGGACAAAUGACGUUCAACAGAAGCACAAAUUAGCUCUGGCUGUACGGAGUCUCAGUCUCGAGCUCGCCAGACAGAGAAACAAGCGUCAGCAGUCGAUCUCAGACACAGAGGAUCAACAAGAAGUUGAAGAGGAGGAUUUUAUGGAUGCUUUUGAAGUACAAGAAUCUCCAAAGAAAGUUGAAUCAAAGCGAAAUAAAUGGACAAUUAAUUUAACAUCCCUAAAGGAGCUUGAAACUCUUCUUGAAGAAGAAUCACCAACUUUUAGUCGGCGACUACAGUUUCCGGAGAUAAAUAUCAAAAAUAUUUAUAGCGAUGUCGAAGGAAUAAAUAAUUCGAUCCCAGGAGACAGCAGUCCUCAAGACGGUGGACUUUUCCCAGUAGCAACCGGGAACUGGGGCUGUGGAUCACGAUUGAAAGGUGACCCGCAAUUGAAACUGGUGAUUCAAUGGCUAGCAGCUUCUUUGGCUGGAGUUCCGCGACUUAUUUAUUACACUUGUGGUAAUCCGAAUUUAUCUAAGCUUGAUACUGUGAGCAGAGUCCUCACCGACCGAAGAUGGACAGUUGGAGACCUGUCGACCGCGAUGCUGAGAUUCGCGGUUCAAACACUACGAGAUCAAGUGAAGGGUCGGAAUAGCCUCUUCGACGAACUGAUUGGCCACGACAAGCCUAGUCCU